Messenger RNA from Durusdinium trenchii, 978 nucleotides. The record is from the annotation of a GenBank genome assembly. NCBI's taxonomy places the organism in Eukaryota, Dinophyceae, Suessiales, Symbiodiniaceae.
AAGGCUUCAUGAAAUCCACAGGAGCCAGGCUUCCUCUUGGAGUUCCUAUGCCAUGGCGCAUCUAUGGCCGAAAGCCUUCCGUGUAGGUGUCCCUUCAGCAGUAAGGCGGUUUGACGCAUCGAGCAAGUGGCUGGUUACUGCUGGAGCGACCACCGCCAUCGUCAUGCGAAGAGAUGUCCUGAGUCCUUACAUCACCUUGGGUGGGAUAGCCGCAUCUUUUGUGACGAAGCGGAUCAAGCGUGUGGUGAAGCAGCAACGCCCAGAGGGAUCACCCUUUGAUGACCCGGGGAUGCCUUCGUCACAUGCCUUGGUCGCCACCUUUAUGGCAGUCGCUUGGGCACUGCAACUUCAGUCAAAGUUGGCUUCAAUCUCCUUGCUGUGCGCAUCAGCUUUAGUGAGCGUGCUGCGAGUAGUGUGUGGCCACCACACAUGGGCCCAAGUGGUUGUUGGAGCGGUCAUGGGCUCUGCCAUGGCUGUUGCUUGGAUGCUACUUGGAACGGAGAUGAUCCGAAGGCCCAGCCAUCUGGCAACCUUGGUCGUGUACACCUUGUACCUUUGCGGAAGCGUAGUCUUCCUGGCGAAGGGCAUCAAGAAAAGCCGGAGAAGACACAAAGCCACAAUUGCAGCCUCAGGCGAUUAGGAAGCACUUGCUACUACAGGAACGAACGCAUUCGGUUUGAUAUUGCAACGACAUGCGCAUGUCAUACAAAAAGAAGAUUGCUUGAACAUGAAUCCAGGAAGGGCAACCCAAUGCCUGGUUGCUUGUCCUGUCUCGCUUGAGUCCAUGCCCCAAAAAGCAGAAUGCAUGCAACUAGUGCCAAUUCUUGCAGUGCUGUUGACAAUGUUACUGCUGGUGGUGGAGGUCAUGGUGGUCAAAGUGCCUGUGCAAGUGCAAGUGCCGUGCAUCACCGACUUUCUUACAAUCUGAAAGACAUAGUUGGCGCAUGUUGGCACCAAACAAAGAGCUGAAGAGAAGGG